Messenger RNA from Ooceraea biroi (clonal raider ant), 571 nucleotides. RefSeq lists its product as uncharacterized. NCBI's taxonomy places the organism in Eukaryota, Metazoa, Arthropoda, Insecta, Hymenoptera, Formicidae. The record is from RefSeq and is a predicted model, not a curated record.
CGUCACUCGUUAUUUAUUCAAAAGUUAUUAACAAAAGAGAGCUGGUUCCUUUAAUCUGGACAUUUGUCCAUAAUUUUCUAUAGAAAAGCGAAAGUUUUAAUUUUAUUGGAAAAUCUAUUGUUGAAAGCAGGUUGGUAAUUUUUGGACAUCUUGUUAUACGUAAUAUGGUAUGUAGUGCUCGUGUCAGCUGAUUUGUUACAAAAGCGCCGGCCAUGUAGCGUGGUGCGUUGAUGCGUUCUUGCCUUGUGCACGAUCUCCGCAUUGCACAAUAUUUUUUUGGCAAUACCGAUGUGAUACCUAUCCGAAACGAAAUAACAUCUAUAUCACAUUUAUUCGGAAGAAAUUGUGCGAUUAAACGCGAUGAGCCGACAAGCAGUCCUGAAACUUUACAAGGAUAUUCUGAGAUACGGGGAAACUUUGAGGUUCACCAAUAAAAAGUACUUUCAGUACCGGAUACGAACGGCCUUCAAGGAUAACAAAGAUUUGAUGGACGAGGAAACGAUAGAUUUUCAACUGAAGAAAGGUAUGCAAUUCUUGAAAGCUAGAAGAGUGGUGUAAAUCAUUACAAAAA